GGCGGAGCCGCAGCCUCGGCCCGGCCCCGCAACAGCGCCCCGCGUCCCUAGCAACAGCCGCCGCCUGCUGCCAGACAGCUGCCGACCAGCCGCCGGCUGCAGCGGGGCUCCCCUGGGCUCUCCCCCCGCUCGGCAGCCUCCGGACAGACGCAGCCAGGCAGGGGCUACAAACAAGCCCUGGUGGGGAUGCAGAAGAAGCCUCCUAGGAGAGUGGGGAUGGACAAUAUAUAGACUGCUAGUUGUACUUGAUGCCAAUCAUGUCUUCCGUCAGGAAUGUUCCCUAUGGGGCUGAUGCACAUACUGAGACUAUUGUAAAAAUCAUUGGGAGCAAGUAUGUCCGGUGCACUGUGGAAAAACCAACACUCAAGGCAAAGGAGGACACGAAAGUGGAAACUCAGUCUGCACUCCGGAAAUUGCCCACUUGUAAUACAAUACAGACACAUGGAAAUCCUCUGGGUCUCAAUAACCCUCUUUGUCAACAAAUCAGUUAUGACCUAGAUUAUGAAAGACGGAGCAGAGACAAACAGAAAGAACACGAGUCUAAACAAGCACAAACAAGCAACAGCAGAUUUCUGGAUGGUAAAGUUUUAAAACCACCAAAUAUUCAUUGUGCAUCUGUCCCAUCGGGAGAUCAGUCUUUGUCCUACAUUCAUGCCCUCCAAAAGCCAUCCCUUAGAGCUCGGUCUUUAAGACAACAUGUAGGACAUCACCAGCAGAUCAUAUGCCGAGGGCCAUCAGAGUCACCCGAGGAAGAGGAUUCUCUCCUGGCUCUUGUCAGAAAUGAACUCCGGCUGGGUCCUGUUAGGUUAGCCGGGUUCGAAAAGCUGCAGAGAGAGCUUAAGACUCUGGAUCCCAUCUCUGGAUUUCUUCCUCAGUCCCAGCUGAGCUCCCUCCUUCUGAAGCAUGAAGUCCCUCUACAAUUACCAACUGUCAAGCGCCUCUUUGAGAGGUUUUCUGAGGCAAAUGACUCUGAAUUGGUAAAUUCUGAAAAUCUGAUUCAGUUUCUAAGACUAGCUGCAGCAGUUGAAAUGCAGAAUAUCAAGACAUGUGAUCUGGGUCUUCAAGCAAAGAGUGUAACUUUAAAGGAUCAAAGCAAAAGCUCUCUGGCUCCUGAGGACCCAUUACAGAUCUUGAAGCAAAUAUUGGAGGAAUAUAAGGGGGAACUAGACAUGGAGAAACUGAGCCUGAGUUUUCAAAAAGAAGAUAAGUCUUUCUCCGGCCUUCUCUCUCUCUAUGAGAUUGAGACUGUUUGCCAGAAGCAUAGACUAACUUUAACUCCUUUAUUGCUGGAAGCUUUGCUCAACAACCAUGAUUUGUGCAAACAAGGCAAAAUACAGUGGAAGAAGUUUGUGGAGUUGCUCAAGAAAGCUCAUUCUGAUGCGAUUCCUAAUUUGCCUGUUCCUGUGGGGGAAGUCAAAGAGGAAAUCAGCGAUGAUGUGGCUGCCCAUCUGGAAAACACCAAAGAGCAUGAAAUUCUUGCUUCCAAGACUUGGGCUCGAAACUAUCCCGCCACUGAAGGAAAAGAAAGACCAGCGAUCCAGUCUUUCUUCAGUCCGACUGACUCCAGUGACUCUGAAGAGCAGGAGGCCUGGAUAGACCGGUUCAGAAAACUAGAGAGAGCUCUUUAUUUGUGUGAUAUUAAAAACACAGGCAUGCUGGAAAAGGAAAAAGCAAAGCGUCUAAUCCACAACUACAACCUCAUCUAUGAUCUAUCCCUGAGUCCUCUGAAAAUUGAUCAAGCUUUCCGAAACUUCCGUUGUGGAGAAAACAUGCCAUUGCAGCCGGUGCUGCAGUAUUUAAAAGAGUUGUAACAAAUACUUACUAGACCAUUCUUACGAGUUCUGUUUUUCACCCAAUGUCAAAUUUCUCUCAGACUGAAUGUUGGUGAUGUCCUAAUUACUACAGCAUGUUAAUAACUCUCCAUACUCUAAAAAAGAGGAAGCAAAACCAGAAACAGCUGAAUCUUAUACCUGAGUGCUGGGUUUGAAAUAAAACUAAAUGGCCAUGAAGAGUCAGGGCUUUGGCUCUGAUACUUAGGCUAGGUCUACACUACCCGCCUGAAUCGGCGGGUAGAAAUCGAUCUCUCGGGGAUCGAAUUAUCGCGUCUCGUCGGGACGCCACAAUCGAUCCCCGAAUCGAUGCUCUUACUCCACCAGCGGAGGUGGGAGUAAGCGCCGUCGAUGGGAAGCCGCGGAGGUAAGUCCUCACAGUGGGGUAAGUCGGCUCCGAUAGGUCGAAUUCAGCUACGCUAUUCGUGUAGCUGAAUUUGCAUAUAUUAAAUCGACAGCCCCCCCCCCCCCCCCGUAGUGAAGACCUGCCCUUAGAGAUGAGCUCAAGCUUCAGAACUCAGAGACUGAUGUAGUUCUGGAUUUCUAAACCCAAAGCCUGAGAAUAUCUGGAUUGGAAUUCUGGCUCCGCUCAUUGUAAAGAUGGCAAUAUUUGGAUGAAGGGCUACAUCUGGAUUUUGAACACUGUCCAGGUGUUCAGUAAAAGCAGCAAAGAGUCCUGUGGCACCUUAUAGACUAACAGACGUAUUGGAGCAUGAGCUUUCGUGGGUGAAUACCCACUUCAUCAGGUGUUCAGUGAGUGUUCAAAUUUGGGCCCCAUCUCUGUUGAUUAUGGUGAUAAAACUGAUAGAUGAUUUCAGUGAGAUUUUAAAUCAAGAAAAUGGGAAAGUGGUCACUCUUAAGAACAUCCACCUGUUUGAAAGAUUCUACUGAUUCUAAAGGAAUUCCCCAUCUUAAUAACAGGGUCGCUCUCUAGAACCGGUAGACUCUUUCAAACCAGUGAGAUUUUUUAAGCACAUCUACUGUAGGUCAUUCAAGCAGGGCUAUAAACUAUAGUCUUCAUAUACUAACAUUGCGGAAAAUAGCCCAAAACUGUAACCCUGAAGACUCACCCAAGUGCCUUCAUGAUUUCAUUGUCCUUAGCUUCCUCUUCUGCAACCCCAACCCUUCUCCCUAAUGAUGUCUCCUGUUCUUGUUCUUGUCUUUACUCUAGGAACAAAUUCUGAAAACCUUACUUAGCAUGGGCCUCAAUUUGGGAAAACCUUUAAGUACAUGAUGUAAACUUUAAGCCCAGGCUUAAGUCCCAUUCACUUCAAUGGGACUUACACACAUGCUGAAAGUUAAGCGUGUGCUUAAGUGCCCAUCCCAAAGAAGGAUGUUUUACAGGGUCAGGUCAGCGCAUCUUGCACGAGUAGUCAGUGAAAUGAGUGGGAUACUGUACUUUUGGGAGUAUGCAUCAUACUUGGUAGUGAGCGUCUGCAGCAUCAUGUCCAUAGAUUGUAAACUCUUUGGGGUGGGGAAUCUGCAGAGCAUCUUACACAUCUAUGUAAGAUGCUAUAUAGAUAGUAAUAAUAAUACGUUGCAUAGCUGCUGUUCUGCUUAAUUCAUAACAUGGUGGUGAAGUGUGUGAUGUUUCCUAGGGCAGGACCAGCAGUAACAUUCUUUAUCUGCAUAAAGUUUAACAUGUGUCAUUAGUAGGGUGUGACGUUUACAUUUAAGAUUAAAGGAUGGGAUUUUCAAAGAUGUUUAGGGGAGUUAAGUGCCCAACUCUCAUUCAAUUCCAAUAGGAUUUUGAACUUCUUAGCCUAAAAGCUUCUGUGUCAGAACUGAACGAAAUGAAGUUACUAAUAUUGAACUUACUUGGGAUGCACAAUAUAUUGUAGAGUCUGAUAUCCAGUGUUUUAAAGCCGUGUUAGACCCUGAAUUUACAAUUGUACCUAUAACUUUCUUCCUGCUUUUCUUUUAAAACACAGAUAUUCUUGUCCCACGGGGAGUUUGUAUGAAAACGUGCAUGUUCUGUUGUGCAGUCAUGUGAUGUUCUUAUCUAAGAAAUAGGUUUUUUUAAAACCUUAUGCUUGA
Malaclemys terrapin pileata is the source of this 3866-nucleotide messenger RNA. It is a transcript of the gene C8H1orf87, whose product is annotated as chromosome 8 C1orf87 homolog. Lineage: Eukaryota; Metazoa; Chordata; Testudines; Emydidae. Bases 249 to 1811 code for a protein of 520 amino acids. The record is from RefSeq and is a predicted model, not a curated record. The transcript has 12 exons.